CAUUAGUCUGUCGGCCAACUUGUCAAAUUCUUGAUCGUCACCCUCCAGGCAAUAGCUUUUUGAUUCGAAGUCGGAAUGGAGAUCGAGUUUAUGGGAUUAUCGAUGUCGUUGACAUGGCUUCUGGCCAUGUUCACCCUCGGGCUCCUUGUCCUCUACGUUGGGUACACCACCUUCUGGACCCACGGCUAUUGGAAGAGACGCGGAAUUCCUUACGUACCCGCUCUUCCUCUGUUUGGAAAUCCACUCUUUACAUCGCCAAUUCCUCAGAAUUUCGAGGAGUGGGGACAAAAGUAUGGAAAGGUAUACGGGACAUACGCAUUCAGCACCCCCGCCAUUAUUAUCGCUGAUCCAGAGAUUCUCCGACACCUUCUGGUGAAAAGCUUCAAUAACUUCCACAAUAGAGUUAGCUUUCCGUCAAUCCCAGAGGAACUCCAAGGAAUGGUUUCCAUCGUUGAGGGCGAGCGCUGGAAGGAAAUAAGAAAUAUCCUAACCCCGACAUUCAGCGGUGCUAAAAUGAAACAGAUGUCCAAUCUUGUCAAUAGCGCCGCGGACAAUCUGGUGAAAUACAUUGGAAUGAAACAAAAAGAGAAAGGAUAUAUCGAAUGUCAAAACCUCUUUGGAGCUUACGUGAUGGACACCAUUGGUAGUUGUGCGUUUGGUCUCAACAUCGAUUCCCAGUCGGACCCCAACAGUCCUUUCGUUACCAAUGCUAAAAAGGCCUUCCAAUUCGACCUCACCAAUCCUUUCUUCAUCGUCGGAACUUUAAUCCCACCGCUUGGGAGGCUUUUCACUCGCUUCCGGCUUGGAAUGUUCAUUCCUGGAGAUGUGCUCGAUUUCUUUAAGGAGGUCAACAAUAAAUCCAUUGCGUUGCGAAAAAGCAUCAGCUCCGGGUCCGAUACAAAGAGGGUUGACUUUCUGCAGUUACUUCUCGAUGCGCAGAAGCAGGAAAACAUCAACAAAGUUUACAAACCCGAAGAGGAGGAGGAUGAGGACGAUAUCCAUGCUGAUUUGGACAAACAUCACGAUACCCAGUAUCACUCAAGGGGUAUGGGCAAGAAAAAGCCUCUGACAGACAAUGAUGUUUUGGCUCAGGCCCUGAUCUUCUUUACCGCUGGCUCCGAGACUACUACCACUCUCCUGGGUUUCAUCGCGUAUUCUUUGGCCACCAACCCUGAGGUCCAGGAGAAGCUCAUCCAGGAGAUUGACAAGAUGGCGCCCUCUCGUGACGACGUCGGGUACAAGUCAGUUGCCACCAUGCCUUACCUGGAUCAAGUGGUCUGCGAAACAUUGAGGUUGUUCCCACCUGCUGCGGUUUCAAACCGGAUGUGCAACGAGACAUUUGAGCACAAUGGCUUGACAAUCGAGAAAGGUACUCAAGUCUUCAUACCCAUGUACACUAUUCAUCACAACCCGGAAUACUGGCCCGAACCAGAAAAGUUCAUCCCUGAAAGGUUUACUAAGGAAGCACAGGCCAAGCAGCAUCCAUUUGCUUGGCAACCAUUUGGUGCUGGUCCUCGCAAUUGUAUCGGGAUGCGUUUCGCUCUCAUGGAAACCAAGAUGGCUGUUGUCCGCGUGCUUCAGAACUUCCGACUUGAGACAUGCGCACAGACAGAGAUUCCACCGAAGUUCAACCGAACCGGAUUUCUGUCACCUCCAAAUGGUAUUACACUAAAAACAGUGGCAAGGGCGGACAAGGCUGCGUGAAGAAUUAACUUACAAAUUAAAAAAAAGACAAAUAUUGAAUGGAUCUGAAAUGACUUACACUCGUGGAAACAUGCAUGCUUGUUGGGAAAAUUGAUACCAAAUACUUCUGUAAAUUUUUCGCAAUGUUGCGUUGAAAUUCACCCUUAAAACAUGCAUUUGCAUAAUAUGGAGGAAAGAAUUACCCAUCAAACGUGCAUGUCCCCUUUGUACCCGAUACUGUGUAAAUUUUUACUCAAUCUGUUUUUGAGUGUAGCUUUUCGAAUGAAUAUAAGACAUCAACAGAGAAUGAAAAUAGAUUACGAAGACAGAUAAAAUAUAUAUCUUACCAAUAGAAAGAGUUUAUCUUUACUAGCUAAGGUAGAUUAUGAAUAUAUUAGGCUUCUCAAAGUCGAAUUAUGGAAAAUAUUAUGGUGCAUAAUACAUUUUGUAUAUUAUUAGGGAUAGUGUUUGAAUCAACGAAAGUAAUAUACUAUAACUACUAUAACUAUUUGUAUUUAAUUGCGAAAAGAUGGUUGCUUUAAGAACUAGAAAUUGCAGAGGGAUGUGGGCAAAUCGCGAUAAACUGCAUUUAGUUCUUAUUCAACAAAUUACCAUGUUUAUAAUGAAAACAAUGCAAUUUAGUAUAACGUUUUAUUAAUCUGCAUAAACAUAUAUGCUUUAGCAGUUCAUGAAUAAGUGGGAUCACAGAAAUGGAGAAAAUGUUAAACAUAAUUAAUUGAACAUAUUUCCACAAUGAACUAUCUUAGUGGUUCAGGUUCGUGUAAAUAUUCAGCAUAUUUCUUCCUCCUGAAUUUGUCAAUAAGCACAGGAUUUGUCCAUAUAUUAUUCCUCGACAGAUUUAAAAUAGCAUGUAACGAUUCAAUCUUGAAGUCUAGAAAGUUCUGGCGUGAUUUGUUUUGCUUGAUGGAACUGGAUGGAAUUCUAACAAUAAACAUACCUUUUUCAUACUGACAUAUUCAUUGCAAAAUAUUAGUGUUUUAUACGUAAUAAACAAUUAGAUAAUUCA
Molecule: messenger RNA, 2710 nt
Organism: Lytechinus variegatus (green sea urchin)
Lineage: Eukaryota; Metazoa; Echinodermata; Echinoidea; Temnopleuroida; Toxopneustidae
Product: cytochrome P450 3A8-like
Exons: 13
Coding region: 76-1704 (542 amino acids)
Molecular function (GO): iron ion binding; heme binding; oxidoreductase activity, acting on paired donors, with incorporation or reduction of molecular oxygen
Source: RefSeq, a predicted model, not a curated record